Molecule: messenger RNA, 330 nt
Organism: Akanthomyces muscarius
Lineage: Eukaryota; Fungi; Ascomycota; Sordariomycetes; Hypocreales; Cordycipitaceae
Exons: 2
Coding region: 1-330 (109 amino acids)
Source: RefSeq, a predicted model, not a curated record
AUGCCGUCCCUUCAAUCUGCAUCUAUUCCUGCCAUGCACGACUGCAAUCAAUUCCGCCGAAGCCUAUUUUCUACCUUCUCGGCAGCGGUAGUCCCACUUGAUUUCGGUUAUCUCCACUAUAACCCGUUUUGCUGUUUGCUAGCGACCAUCCAUCCAACCAGACACGCCGGACAGCUUCCAGUGGCCCACAGCCGUCCACCGACAUGUAUUUAUGGCUUGCAGCCUUCUUAUAAUCAAAUAAGACGGUUACUCAUCAACCAAUUAAAUAACGACAAGGUGUCCGAGUGGUUAAGGAGUGUGACUAGAAAUCACAUGGGUUCGCCCGCGUAG